Messenger RNA from Misgurnus anguillicaudatus (oriental weatherfish), 1763 nucleotides. RefSeq lists its product as uncharacterized. The record is from RefSeq and is a predicted model, not a curated record. Gene Ontology annotation, biological process: regulation of transcription by RNA polymerase II. Gene Ontology annotation, molecular function: RNA polymerase II cis-regulatory region sequence-specific DNA binding; DNA-binding transcription factor activity. Lineage: Eukaryota; Metazoa; Chordata; Actinopteri; Cypriniformes; Cobitidae.
ACCGCCAUAAAACACAAAAGAAGAAGUAACGUCAGUUUGUUGUUGGCUUGCUAGAGAACAGUCGUAAUAAAGUGUGCGUUUACCAUGUCGAGACGGUGUUAUUUUCACCCCGACUGCAAAUCUCCUAUAUAUGGCCUUCCCAAGGAUGACGAAAUUAGGGAGCAAUGGUUAAAUUUUAUUUUUAACUCGGGUUCUGAACAUAACAACCCCAACAUAUUUCUGUGCGCUGCGCAUUUUACAGAUGACAGCUUCCUUAAUCGCGGGGAAUACAAUGCUGGUUUCGCACAAAGGCUUAUCCUGAAAAAUUCAUCAGUUCCCACUUUAUCAGGACAACAUGAUAAUGGACCAAAACCUGAUGUAGAUGAGGAUUGUGGUGAAUCUUCGGUGUAUGUAAAUGAUGGGAGCACCUCAGAAAGUCUGGAUUUAGUGAUCACCGAACAAGAUCAGCCACUGAUGGACAAACAUAUCUCUGAAGAGACAUCCGUUCCCACACAGGAAUCGGAGCUCAAUCUCACUUUACUCUGUUAUAGCGAGUCAAGCCCCGCAGACGCUCAUAUUACGGUCACUGUGUGUGACAGUGAUGAUCACGAUGAGGAGAUCCCGCAGACAACAGUGAAGACGUCUUCAGUCGGAGUGGGGGAUUGCAGAAACCAGAUGGCGAAAAAAACAGAAAUCAUAGUAGUGGAAAGUGACAGUGAUGAUGAAGAAGAUGACGAAGAAGAGGAAGAAGUAGAAGAAGAAGAAGAAGAUGAUAAGGAUGAUGAUGGUGAUGAUGAUUUUGUCCCUUCGGAUGAGCAUUGUGAUGAUGAAGAUGAUUUCAUUCCUUCAGAUGAGAUCAAUCAAUCUUCUGAUGAAGAUAAAGCAAAACAAAUACACAAGUGUCCACACUGUGAGAAGAAAUUUUCCUAUACGUGGAAGCUUAAGUCACAUGUGCGUUUACACACCAAGGAGAAACCGUUUCAAUGCAGCGUAUGUGGAAAAACUUUUAGGCUUUCCGGUUCUUUAAAGUCACACGAAAAAACACACAGCGAGGACAAACCCUUUCCAUGUUCACACUGCGAUAAACGUUUCAGGAAUAAACAUCGUGUGAUGGUCCACGAAAGAGUUCACACCGGAGAGAAACCGUACCUGUGCCAAGACUGUGGGAAGAGCUUCUCUAAUACAAAUGCUUUUAAAUUGCAUCAAAGAGUUCACACCGGAGAAAAACCGUAUCAGUGCACUCAAUGUGAAAAGAGCUUCGCACGUCACAAGUCCUUUAAAAUUCAUCAGCGAGUCCACACUGGAGUAAAACCUUAUCCGUGUAGUUUUUGUGGGAAGAGUUUCACUCGACAGGACAAUUUGGCGACGCACCGGAGAAUUCAUACGGGAGAAAAACCUUACAAGUGCACUCAGUGUGAUUUGGGAUUUACACAAGCAGUUCUCCUGAGACUCCAUCAGAAAAAACAUACUGGAGGAAAACCUUAACAUUUGUAGAGAUAUUCAGUCAUGUAGGACCUUUAAAAGACUCAUCAUGCUGAAGAACAGAUUGUGAAAAUGACAUUCACAAAAAAAAUGUUACAAGCACUAUUUUACAUUUGUAGAAACUUUGUAUUUUGACAAUAAUAGCAGAUUUAAUUAGAUUUUGCACUCCAGGUUCUGCUUCACUAGAAGAUUUUUCUACAUUUCUAGUUUUGUGCCAUUUAUAAUGUGAUCUUUUUUAUGUUUAUGCAUGUAUGCGUAUUUAUUUAUUUUAUACAUAUAAUUAUAAAUACAUUUUAAGGAUU